This is a messenger RNA of Seminavis robusta, 3129 nucleotides long. The record is from the annotation of a GenBank genome assembly. Lineage: Eukaryota; Bacillariophyta; Bacillariophyceae; Naviculales; Naviculaceae.
AUGAGAUCCAAAUCUCCCAAGCGGAACAUAGACAUAUUAAGGUCGUCAGCUCAGAGUGCUCAUUCCCAGGAAGAUGUUGAAGCUGAAGGUGAAGUGGAGUCUUCCGAGUUUGAAGCUGGCUUGUACUUUGAAGAGAGCCAAAGUCCAAAAGAUCAGGAACAUCCAAAUCAGCUCUAUACCAAAGGCAGCUUGAGUUUCUCCCUCAGGGAUCAGGAUAGUCAAGAUCAAGAUCAAGAUGAAGCAGGUGAAGCUGAAGGAGGUGAAGCAUGGCAAGAUUCCUUUGUCUCUCAUCAGACAGAGUCCAGUGCUACAGGUGCAGGUGCAGGUGCAGCUUCUAGGAGUGCCAGAGCUUCAGGUGCUGUACGCAAGAAAAAGCCAUCUGCAUCUGCCAAUGCUUCUAAUUCCAAUACCAAUACCAGUAGCAAACCACGCAAACGAAGCAAAACGCCACGAAGAGAAAGUGCCGGGACCAUUUCCAAUUAUUUGAUCAGCAGUAACGCCAAUGCCAGCGGGAUUAGCCAAUCCGACGCGGACGUUGUACGAUCGUCGCGAAGACGAGAUAGUGGCGCCACCAUGACGUCCACGCACACGACAAAUACUACCCAAACUGGGAUGAUAAGUCGAAGUGAUGCCGAUGUCGUUCGAUCCAGUCGAAGGCGGCGCAGCAAAUCACCCAAUCGACCGUUAGUGAUGACGCCAUCCUCCGAUCAUACCGGUAUUACUGGUACACAAGAGCAACAACAGCAAAGCCCAAAAAAUGUUCCACCCAGGAGAAAACGAAGUAAAAAUCCAACCGGUCGAUCCAACAACAAUACCAGUACCAAUACCAAUACUACGGACAGAGAACGAGAUCGAGAAAAAGAACGGGAAGCCAGACGAGACCGUGAACGUGAUCGCGAACGAGAUCGAGAACGAGAUGGUACCAACACCGCCAAAACGAACAGAGAUCGUAGUCGCAAUGCCACCCGAGGAAGAGAUCGUGACCGGCCUGGAAGGACACGCUCUGGCAAGGAGUCCAUCAUGGCAAACAACAACAACCACAGCAACAAUUCUUUAUCACCCAAUCAGCCAGAACGAACGACAUCUGGGAAACAACAACGGCCACGACCACGGGAAGCAAGUGCGUCUCCCAAUCGAAGUCAACCCAUACGCACACAUUCGGGAAAACAACGGAGGGACGCCAGUGCUUCUCCCAAUACUCGAAUUCAACCCGCACGCACUCAUUCCGGAAAGCAACGCAGAGAUGCCAGUGCCUCGCCCAAUCGAUGUCAACCUGGACGAACUCAUUCCGGAAAACCACGCCGAGACGAACAACAAGACAAUCUUACAGAGGAUGAAUCCCUCGCUUCUUCCUCCAACAACAACAAGAGGCGAGGGAGUCAUUCUCCCAAUCAACAACGACGAUUCGAACGAAAUAAUAAUAAUAACAAUAAUGAAGGUAGUCUCAGUCGGCGAAAACAGCAAGAACGCCUCGAACGAAAAAAGAAAAAGACAUUGCGCAAAUCCAUAUCGCUCGAUCAGUCCAGUGCAGCAUUGUUCGAAAUGGACCAACAAGACAAGAACAACAACAUCAACAUUAAUGAGACGAUCCGAAAAUCCACAUCCGCCGUCGGAGAAGGUUCCAUUUCCUUUUUGGAUCACUUGCCCAUGGAGGGCGGCGACGACAAUGACAACAACAACAACAACAACAAUAAGAACCAAGACGAGGACAUGCCUGCAAAAUUCGCACAAUCGUUCAGUAACGUUCUGGCCGUGGCGCACCAGCCAGUACGCCGCGCACGAAAUCGACGAGGACGGGCCAGUACAGCUGCCGCACGAAGUUCCCUCCAUGCCAGUUGCAGUGUCUUUGAACUGGAACCAGAGGAUAAUAAUCUAACCAACCGACGCAAGUCGCUAUUGGCUACAGAUCAGCAGCAACAACAACAGCAACAACAAGAGCCCAAUCGUGGACCCGCCAACCUCGUGGAACAAAAACCCGGUCAAUUACUCGUCGACUUUCCAACGAGAGAACAAGCCUUGUUGGCCGAAAUUGAAACCAAGGCAAAACUGAAACAGCAACAAUCUGCCUUUCUUGACAGUCCAACCAGCGGAUUGGACGAAAUCCAAAAGAAGAAAAAGAAGGGAGUGCUCUCGGCCAUUACGAAAAAGGUCAAAAAGGAGGUCAACAAGGGAGUCAAUGCCAAGGUUCUACAAGAUGUCAAGCGAAAAGUCAUGGGAAAGAGCAAGAAGGACAAGAAGAACGCACAAGCCUAUAAUUUUGAGCAAGUUGCGGAUGGUUCGGAGGGGGAGGUGGUGGAUCCAUCCUUGGCGACCGAAGAGUCGCAGACACUGACAGAAGCCAUUUCGGAUGACAAUCACUCCGAAGAGUUUACUGGAAGAGGAGCUGCAGAAGAUGCCCCGGCUCCUUCUCCGCGUAUUCAUCGUCCAAGGCGUCGUCCUCGUGGCAAUUCGGUUGAGCGAGGAGAUCAGGCUUUUCGAUCAUCGGCAACGGAGGACAAUGAAAUGAAAAAGAAGCGUGGGGCAUCGGCGGCAGCUGCAGCUGCUCGUGCUCGUGAGUUGGACCUGGUCGAGGACGAGGAACGCGACAGUCGGAGGCAGCAACGACGGGAUACUGCCACCGCUGCGGCGUUGGCAGCACAAGCCCGGCACGAGACUACUGGUGGAACGUACUACGAAAAUGAAGAAUCGGAGGAGCAGACCCCACGUCGCAGAAAGAAGCGUACUGAAGCAACUGUUGCAGCCGCCACUGCACGGGCUCGUGCUCGUCGAGGAAGCACCACUAGUGAACAAGAUAGGAAAAACUACAGGACCGAUAGUCAGGCGGCAGCAGCCGAAGCGGCUGCAAGAGCGCGAAUUCGUGCUAGAAGGAAAACCCGACAAGAUGACAUUGAAGAGGACGACACAAAACGGGUCCAACGUCGUAGGCAAAGUGGUGCCGGGCUGGCCGCAGCGGAAACUGCAAAAGACAAAGCUCGAGUUAAGGCUAUUGUAAGGACUUUGAGCAGCGAUGCUGCUGAUGCCGCUCUCCGAAAGAAGCGACGCGCCCGUCAAAAACAGAAGAAUACCGCUUCUCCUGAUGACCACGAUGGAGAUGGUUUGGACAGCUUUGAUGUGGAGGAGGGACAGUAG